AUGGCGAAGCAGAGGCAUGGAUGCAUUGUGGCCAUUAGGCGACGGGGCCUUUUUAGGGCAGACAGCUGGUGGCGCAUGUCACAGCUGCAGUUUGGAGCUCUAGAGCUCUCACAGAGCCAGGACUUUGAAAGUGACUUUGUGCCCAGUGAAGGAGAUGCUAGGCACCAGUUUCACCCUGGAGCUGCUAUCCCUUCCAGACCUGUGAAGAACAAUAUUAAAGAUGGUGACUUGAGGAACAAUUCCUCCCCUCCCCUCUCUCUAGAGCUGUGUGGGGACAGCAUAGAAAGCGGCUCCAGCACCAAAGCUCACAGUGGUUCAGAAGGGCAGCACGAAAAUUCUGAAAGAACUCUACAAGAAACAGAAGAGCAUACUAGAAAACAAAUGCCAGUCUGUGACCCCACUAAAACUGAGAAAUCCCUUGAUUCUGGUCACGAGGAGUCAGAUAUCAUAUCAACUCAGGAAGAGCUGUUUCCUGGGAGCAAUGAAACAGAGGCUGGCUGUCUGAUAACCAGGGUGGAAGAGGGGAGUUCUCUGGCGUGCACCCCUGCCCGCAGUCUGCAGCUCCUGCAGCUCUCUGGACAGGGAUCCCUUGUACAGGAGAGUCGUUCCAUUGUCUCCUCAGACUCAGUUAUUCCUCCUGUCGCCUUUGGCUCCAGUGCUCUUGUCCCCAGCAGUCCUACUGAACAGCAGCAAACAAAAGAUGAACGGAUGGAUGUAUCUAGCCCUGCAGAAGGAAGAGAGCUGAUGCAGAAGCAGAGGGAUACACUCAUGGAGAUGACCAUUUCAUGUGUCCCACCAGCACCCCUUGUCAUACCUCAGGCUUCCACCCCGGUGUCCCAGAGUGCCCCCACCUUCUCUCCUGGAGCCGUGCCUGUCCCGUCCCAGCCGGAGUUCUCUCACGAUAUCUUUGUUCCAACUCCGAGCCCAGAGAAGAAGCAUGAAGGAGAAGUAAAAGCUGGUGCUUCAGCCCGUCCAUGCUUAGCAGAUCUCUCUGGCUGCACAGAUGCUUUGUCGAAGGUGUCUACAGGGGACCCUGUGUCACAGCCUUCCGAGUCCUGUAAGCUGAUGCUUUCUGCAAGUGAGGGUAGCCAGCCCACAGACAGAGAGGUCAGCUCGGGCUCUCUGAGUGUGGGCCAAGACAGCGAAACCACCCAGGCCGAGAUUUCUGAGUGCCAGGCCUCAGGCUUGGGGCUCUGCUCCAUGGAGAAUGACAGCAUGAAACUGAGGCUAGAUGCAGGUGAUGAAGCUGACUCUGAAAACUGUGGAAAAGCAGAAAAGGAGGGUUUAGAGACUGCAGGAAAGCCUGUGAUGCAGUUAGUUAGUGCAGACUUGGAAGGAAAUGGGUCAUUAGCCCCUACAGCUCCUCAGGAAAUGGAGUGUAUUUCUGGAAGUCAGACUGCUGCACAUCAGUCUGGUCUGCCUGAGGUUUUGUCACACACUCAGGGUAGAGAAGCACAGUCUGAGGAUCAUCUGUCGGAAGAGACUUCUGAACCCGAGGCAGUUCCUGAGACUCAGUGUGAAGAACAAGAAAAACUGCAAGUAAAAGAGAAAGAAAUAAACGAAGAUGGGUCUCAUGUUAAUGUCAUGCUUUCUCAGAGGCUUAUUCCUGAGAGGGAAGGACAGUGUCAUGAAGAUAUGGAAGUGGAUUUUGCUGAUGGUUCUUGUAAAAAUAGCGAGAAUUUGUCUGAUCAAUCCCAGGAAUUAGAAAAGAUUGGACCGGAAAGCUGGGGAAGAGAAACUUCUGUAGGGGAGUUACUGGCACAGCACAACAACUUGUUUCCUAAGUUAAAGAGUGAUGUUCCGUCAGAGGUGGUGUUGUGUGCCAAAAGGCAUCCAGGUUGUUCAGAAAUAGGACAGGUAAUGAGGAGCCAGCCACUACUUCAAGAGACAGGAGUUGACGUGCUGGUGGCUCAGCAGAAGAGUCAUGUGCCAAACAAUGCAGAGGACACUGCUACAACAAGGAAUCUCGAGCAAGCAGAGCAGAAGUGGCCACUGGAGAAGGCAGCUGCUAAAUCCCCCAGUCCUCCCAGUGGAACUCAGUUUCAUUUUACUUUGCCAAAGGAGGGUGAUGUCAUUCAGCCCUUGACCAGCAUAACGCCACCUCUUAUUGGUCAGCUUAAAAUGGGACCCAGAAGACACAGCACACCAAUUGAGCCUGCAGCCAGUGACAGGAAAGAUGGAGCUGCUGCUGCUGCCAGGGAUGCUGCCAGCUCCCAGAAAGCAUCGUCUGUGUUCAGUCGUGUCUGUGAGGUUCGUCGCGAGGAUGAGGCCCGAGGUCGUGGUCUUUCCACGUCUCCGUUCAGGGGAAAUCUGUUCAGUUUUCCUGGCACACAAGAAGAUGAUGAAUUACAUAAAAAUCCCAGUGACUGGCAGUACCAGCAACACAAGGCAGGUGACUGUGGUGGACAGGUCCAUCCUCAGAGGAUGCAGCAGGACUGCCAUCGACAGCCCCCUGGUGCUGAGGAUGGGGAGUCUGUGGAGACUGGUACUGUUGGCACUCAGACAGAAGAAGGGAGAAGAAUGCAGAAGAAACGAAGUAAGGCUGUCAAAACUGAUGACAGCCGUGAGAGGUGGGCAAACACUAAGAACAAAGGGAUUCAAACUACAGCAGACUGUCCUUUUACCCCAACAACUGUUACAAAAGCAACACAAACGUCAGAAGAAAUCUGUAGACAGGUGGAAGUGGGAACCAGUAUGUCUAGGCAAAGACCUGGGCAACAAGACGCGAAUGUCCAAACUGAGGAGAGUGGGCGAAAGCUUGUGAAUGCCUCUGGAGAGGACACAGUCUCUCUGCACAGCCAGGGGGAGGAGGAGUUCCACCUCCGGCGCCCACCGAAGGGCCGCGUCCAGCGCCGCCAGGUGCGCACCGUCCGGGAGGUGCGCACGGUGGUCACUCGUGUGAUCACUGAUGUCCUCUACAUAGACGGGGCAGAGGUGGAGCGAAAGGUGGUUGAGGAAACCGAGGAGCCUGUAGUGGAGUGCCAGGAGUGUGAGACUGACACAUCCUCCUCUAGAACUGCAGCGGGCUCAUCACUGACCUCAGGGGACCUUGGUGAUGUCAGCUCCUUCUCAUCUAAGGCCUCAAGCCUCCACCGUACAUCUAGUGGAGCAAGCAGUGGUCACUCUGCCACACACAGUGGCAGCUCAGGGCGUGGAACCGGAGCUGUCAAAGGCAAAGUGUGUGGGACAGAAGCUGGAGAGUUUGCUUUACCCGUUCCCAGAAGUGUCUUAGGAAAAUUGAGCCCUAGGAAAGGAGCUGGUCAGCCAGCAUCUCCACUCAGAGGUGGCCAGCCAGGAGCACUGCCUGGUGAGGAAGAAGAGGAGUCUAUACUUGGUACUCGUCAGGGGGGCAAAGCGCCUGCGACACCUUGUGGGCGAGGAAGAAGAGGCCGCCCACCAUCUCGAGCAGCAGGAGCAAGAGAUUCAGCUGGGCUGCCAGGUGUGGAGGAUCUCUCAACUACAGCAUCACCCGAGGAGAAAUCACUCACUCGUUCAGGUCGCCUGCCAGAUGGAGGGGAGAAAUCUGACACUUCUGGGUUCUGUGCCUUACGCCGAAGUGACUCUCCAGAAAUACCAUUACAAGUGGAGACUGGUCCUCUGGAUGGUGCAGACUCAUCCUCUGGGAGCAGCUUUGUAGGCCUCAGGGUUGUAGCAAAGUGGUCCUCAAAUGGGUACUUCUAUUCUGGGUUGAUUACCCAAGAUGUUGGGGCAGGAAAAUACAAGCUGCUCUUUGAUGAUGGAUAUGAAUGUGAUGUGCUGGGAAAAGAUAUUUUACUCUGUGAUCCUAUCCCACUGGAGACUGAGGUGACUGCACUUUCAGAGGAUGAGUACUUUAGUGCAGGUGUGGUGAAGGGACACCGGAAGGAGUCUGGAGAGUUCUACUAUUGCAUUGAAAAGGAAGGCCAGAGGAAGUGGUACAAACGAAUGUCUGUUAUACUGUCUCUGGAACAAGGAAAUAAGCUCCGGGAGCAGUUUGGGCUAGGUCCUUAUGAACCUGUCACCCCCCUGACCAAAGCAGCUGACAUCAGUCUUGAUAACCUUGUGGAGGGGAAGCGGAAGCGACGAGGGAACCUGGGUUCCCCCAGCACGUCCAGCAGCAGCACGACUCCCCCUCGCAAGGGGCAGGAGAGUCCCCGCCUCCCGCCGGGCCCGCUCGCUGGGAAGAGGAAACUUGUUGCCUCUGACAGUGAGAGGUCCCCGGCUAAGCGUGGCCGCAAGUCCACAGCGAUAAAGCCUGCGGCUGUGAGAGCUGGAGAGUUUGUAAGCACCUGUGAAGGUGUAGAUGCUGUAGAUCCCCCAGUACUGGAGGACCAUCAUGGACCCUUGCCCAGCAAUAAGACCCUCUUCUUGGGCUAUGCCUUUCUCCUCACCAUGGCAACACCCAGUGACAAAUUGGUCAAUGACCAGAAGCUAUCCGAUGGUCCCACAGGGAGUAGUGAGGAGGAAGAAGAAUUUUUAGAGAUUCCUCCGUAUGACAAACACUACACAGCACAGCAGCUGCGAGCAGGAGCUGGCUACAUCCUGGAAGACUUCAAUGAAACACAGUGUAAUGCAGCCUAUCAGUGUCUCUUAAUUGCCGACCAGCAUUGCCGAACUCGGAAGUACCUGCUGUGCCUUGCCAGAGGGAUCCCUUGUGUGUCCCACGUCUGGGUCCACGACAGCUGUCAUGCUAACCAGCUCCAGAACUACCGAAAUUACCUUUUGCCAGCUGGUUAUAGCCUCCAGGAGCAAAAAUUGCUAGAAUGGCACCCGAGAGAAAAUCCAUUCCAUAACCUGAAGGUUCUCCUGGUGUCAGACCAGCAGCAGAACUUCCUGGAUUUGUGGUCUGAAAUCCUCAUGACAGGGGGAGCAUCAUCUGUUAAACAGCAUUACUCAGAUGCUCACAACAAAGAUGUCGCCUUGGGUGUUUACGACGUGGUGGUGACUGAUUUUUCCUGCCCAGCUGGGGUCUUGAAGUGUGCAGAAGCCUUACAGCUGCCUGUUGUCUCACAGGAGUGGAUAAUCCAGAGCCUUAUUGCUGGGGAGAGAGUAGGCUACAACAAACAUCCUAAGUAUAAACAUGACUAUGUCCCCCACUAAGCUAAAAUUUUUCUCUGCUGUCCCACUGUUGUGCAGACUGUUUUAAUAAGGUUUUAAAUGUUUGUGUAAUUGGACAGUGUGCAUGGAUUACUGUAUAUAGUUUUAUCUGCUCGACUUUUAUGUUGAAAUAAAUGUUCAAUCUCUUGUGGU
Merops nubicus (carmine bee-eater) is the source of this 5229-nucleotide messenger RNA. It is a transcript of the gene TP53BP1, whose product is annotated as tumor protein p53 binding protein 1. Gene Ontology annotation, molecular function: histone binding. The coding region runs from base 1 to 5079 and encodes 1692 amino acids. Gene Ontology annotation, biological process: DNA damage checkpoint signaling; positive regulation of transcription by RNA polymerase II. The transcript is spliced from 23 exons. The record is from RefSeq and is a predicted model, not a curated record. NCBI's taxonomy places the organism in Eukaryota, Metazoa, Chordata, Aves, Coraciiformes, Meropidae. Gene Ontology annotation, cellular component: nucleus.